This is a messenger RNA of Drosophila erecta, 477 nucleotides long. RefSeq lists its product as uncharacterized. The transcript has 2 exons. Lineage: Eukaryota; Metazoa; Arthropoda; Insecta; Diptera; Drosophilidae. The record is from RefSeq and is a predicted model, not a curated record. The coding region runs from base 1 to 477 and encodes 158 amino acids.
AUGGACGCGUCUAUGACACGAAUUGACUGUCCCAUUCACUCACAAGGACUUGUGCAGAACUUUAGCUGUCGCUUACAUAGAAAAUCGCCAAAUUCUGGAUUCAACUCAUUUUCCGCUGAAUUCUUCUUAAGAAAAGACGUUAGCGAUGCAAGAGGAGUUUACUUAUUUUCUUUCAAGCAAGGCUCAUCCAUAAUCAACUAUACUACAAUGGAAACAGACUAUUGUCAUGCAUUAUCAGCUCUACAAUCACAAUUUUUGUAUAAGAUGAUUGCCGAUGAGCUGCGCCGAGUUUCGAAUUUUCCACUGCAUUGUCCUUUUAAAAUGAACAAGAGGUAUUUCAUUAAUGAAUUUACCAUCAACACAAAGCUAAUACCCAGCUAUGCCCCAGAAAUGACUUUUACCUCGGAUUGCAACAUAUUCGUUAAGAAACGUAGAGCUAUACAAAUGACCAUCCAUGGUCGUGUAUUUCGCCGCUGA